This is a messenger RNA of Coccidioides immitis RS, 456 nucleotides long. RefSeq lists its product as uncharacterized. Bases 1 to 456 code for a protein of 151 amino acids. The record is from RefSeq and is a predicted model, not a curated record. The transcript has 2 exons. Lineage: Eukaryota; Fungi; Ascomycota; Eurotiomycetes; Onygenales; Onygenaceae.
AUGUCAAUUAGAUCACAUGGAUUUGAAACUAGCCAAUCACAGCUGCCAUUUGAAUUCACCAGUGUGCUGGCCAAUCCAUCCAGCCAAUCAGAAGCUCUGAAGUGCUGCAGUGAAAGAAUUGCAGCCAUGUCAGUACACCAAACUCUCCAAGACUUAAAUGAUAAUGACAAGUCCAUUAUUUCUCUCAAAAGUGAUGAAGAGAUACCUCAACACAAGUGUGAAGAAUCUGUCAUAGCAACUCACACACUUAAUAGAGAGGAGCUUCUCAACCAUUUAGCUCACAUUUAUAGAAAUUAUUGCAACAUUGGCUCAGUCAAGACCAAUGACAGCAUCUAUCUCUGGUUCCAUUUGGCAAAUAGACCAGCUAGAGCUGAAGAUGCUUUAGAUAUUUACAAAUUCAAACAUCAGUCAAUUAUUCCUCUGAUUGCAAACAUGAGAAUGUUUAACUUUAACUGA